Molecule: messenger RNA, 451 nt
Organism: Drosophila mojavensis
Lineage: Eukaryota; Metazoa; Arthropoda; Insecta; Diptera; Drosophilidae
Product: histone H4
Exons: 1
Coding region: 81-392 (103 amino acids)
Biological process (GO): nucleosome assembly
Cellular component (GO): nucleosome
Molecular function (GO): DNA binding; protein heterodimerization activity; structural constituent of chromatin
Source: RefSeq, a predicted model, not a curated record
AGCAGUGGGUCUGGCCAUAGGGAUUAUUGUAUUUGUGACAUUCGUGAAGUGCGUAUAUAUAUAUACAUAAAAAGUGAAAAAUGACUGGUCGUGGUAAAGGUGGCAAAGGCUUGGGUAAAGGAGGUGCAAAGCGUCAUCGCAAAGUGUUGCGUGAUAAUAUCCAGGGUAUCACGAAGCCAGCUAUCCGUCGUUUAGCUCGUCGUGGUGGCGUGAAGCGAAUUUCUGGACUAAUCUAUGAAGAAACCCGUGGCGUUCUUAAGGUCUUUUUGGAAAAUGUUAUUCGCGAUGCUGUCACAUACACCGAACAUGCCAAGAGGAAGACAGUCACAGCCAUGGAUGUUGUCUAUGCAUUGAAGAGGCAAGGUCGUACACUGUACGGUUUUGGCGGUUAAGAAAAAACGAGUACAACUAGCAACUUAUUUUCACAACAAUCGGUCCUUUUCAGGACCAC